Messenger RNA from Cercocebus atys (sooty mangabey), 1717 nucleotides. Its product is annotated as formimidoyltransferase-cyclodeaminase-like. Gene Ontology annotation, molecular function: folic acid binding; transferase activity. NCBI's taxonomy places the organism in Eukaryota, Metazoa, Chordata, Mammalia, Primates, Cercopithecidae. The record is from RefSeq and is a predicted model, not a curated record. Bases 419 to 1252 code for a protein of 277 amino acids. The transcript has 5 exons.
AGGCUGCGCGCGGGCCACGCGCGGCGGCGACUCGGGCUAGGCAGCCGCGUUGCCCCACUGCCCUUCGGUGCGCGCAGGUCCGCUCCCCUUCCAAAAACUGCGGAGCGGGAGGCGCGGCCGCUAGUUCGAGAGCUCGGCCGGGGCAGCGCAGCCGCCGGCCGCCCCUCACUCCCGGGCGCCACAACCCCGCGCCCUCGCCGCUGCUGCGUCCCGCGAGACCUGUGUGGAGUCCGGGAGUCACUUCGGAUUCCCUUUCAGCGCACGUGUUCCUGGGACACUCCACCCAGGAACCCAGGCGGAACCGCCCAGGGAUUCCUAGCAGCGGGGUUCUGGCCGCAGCACGCGUUGCAGCAGCCUGGCGAGCCUCCUUGCGGCCUCCAAGUGCCGGUGGGGUGCGUGCGCAGGGGGCAGAAAAAUCAUGUCUUCUUCCAGAGUGGGACUCCGUUUGGCUGCCUGUUUACUAAACAUUUCAGAAGCCAGAAGAAAAUACAUUGUUGAGAACAUAGCAAAAGCAGCUCUUCUUGACAAAAAUGGAAAGAAACAUCCUCAAGUGUCAGUGCUCAAUAUAUUUUCUGAUCAAGACUACAAUAGAUCAGUCAUUACAAUAGCAGCUUCUGUUGAUAAGUUGGGCCUUGCUGAGGAUCUGGUGCGGCAUGUUCCUGGCUGUAGCGUGUUUCUCUUUGGCGAAGCUGACCUGCCUGAGAAGCGUAGUCUUGUCCAGAGAAGGAAGCAGCUGGGUUGGUUCACGAGGAGAGAUUUCAGUGCUCUUCAGCCUGACCUGGGAGCUGCCCCUGCCCGAAGAUGUGGUUUAACAGGUGUUGGUGCCAGCCCGUAUGUGAUGAACUGCAACAUUACCAUAGAUUCUCAAGACAUGUCUGCAGGAAGAGAGAUCGCUAGUGCCAUUCGGGGCUCAAAUGCAAAUGGAUUGAAGGGUGUCCAAGCGAUGGCUUUUCCCCACGAGGGAAAAAUUGAAAUAGCCUGCAACGUGGAGAGUUUUGAUGACCAAGAAGCUGCAGAAAUGUCAGAAGACUUCCAAUAUGUGUCUUACAGUGUCCUUGGUGAUCAGUUUUCUUACGUGUCUCCUCAUUACAUAGAAGCUCAAGUUAAAAAGUUGGCAAGUGAUUGGGGAAUUGGUACUAAAGGGAGAGCAUUAGUUGGAUUUACACCCCAAGAGUGCAAGAACUGUGCUGAAUAUGCUAUAAAGGAAAAUAUUGGGGAAUUCUGGAAGAUUUGGGGAGGUGUUUUCAUGUGAUCCAAUCUAAGGCCUCACUGAAAUUUUAAGGAAAAUUAUUAGUCGUUACAAAUUUCUUUUGGGCAGUGAAGAUGUGGAGAAACUACAAAGAGCUUAGUUGCAGCCAUGUAUUGGAAAAUUGAAAGCAUUCUUUGUUCAACAACAACAAGUGUUCAUAGAUUAUUCUUAAUUACCUUGUAUUUCUAGUCAUUGUUACAAUUUCGAGAGAAUCUACUUUGUAUCAUGUGCUAGUAAUUUGUGAGCAUUAGAAGCUCUUCUCAAUCAACUGAGUAAAAUGGCCAUGGUUUCUGAACCAUCUUUCAUUAUUAUAAGAAAACAAGAUAAAAUGGACUUGAUUGGAUUUUCCUGAAUGAACUCUCAAGUUCCAUAUUCAACUCUCAUGUUUUGAGUAAUUACUACUUUAUUUAUUUAUUUUUUUGAGACAGGGUCUCACUCUGUCACCUAGGCUCAUGGAUCAUUGCAGCC